Ostrea edulis (European flat oyster) is the source of this 1259-nucleotide messenger RNA. Its product is annotated as protein orai-3-like. Lineage: Eukaryota; Metazoa; Mollusca; Bivalvia; Ostreida; Ostreidae. The record is from RefSeq and is a predicted model, not a curated record. Gene Ontology annotation, cellular component: membrane. Bases 133 to 819 code for a protein of 228 amino acids. Gene Ontology annotation, molecular function: store-operated calcium channel activity. The transcript is spliced from 2 exons. Gene Ontology annotation, biological process: store-operated calcium entry.
UGGUGCUGAAACGUCCUGAUGUCGAAACGUCUUGGUGCCGAUAUUGUACAAUAUGGCUGGUAAAGUGGUUUAAGUGUUUUGUAAACAUUGGGCGAACGACUGUUUUAUGUUCAAGUACUUGUCUUUUCAUGUAUGCUUGCAUACAUUCCCAAUAGCAUUUACUCUGUUUAUGAGGAUAAUUCAAGAUUUUCUCCAACACUGGAAGUUUUUCGUGGGAGCAUGAACUCGCAUCCUAAUGCGCCCCAUUGGAGGAAACUCUAUCUGAGCAGAGCUAAGUUAAAAGCCUCCAGCAACACUUCCGCUUUAUUAUCAGGAUUUGCUAUGGUGGCGCUUGUGGAGAUUGGGAUUGAAAGUGAUGUACCAACAGGGCUUGUCAUAGCUUUCAGUGUGUGCACUACUUUACUUGUCUCUGUGCAUUUGCUAGCGUUAAUGGCUAGUACUUGUAUUUUACCCCACAUUGAAGCUGUUAGCAAUGUCCACAAUGUCAACUCGGUCAAAGAAUCUCCACAUGAAAAGAUGCAGCUCUUCAUACAGAUGGCCUGGGCUUUCUCUACGGGACUUGGAAUCAUGUUAUUCUUAGCCGAACUGGUGUUAAUAUGUUGGAUGAAAUUUAACACUGAUAAAGUCGGACACAACGUAGCUGCAGCGUGGGCAUCUACAGGCAUUGUUAUUCCCGUCGGUGUCGUUUUCUUGCUCUUUGCUUUUCACUUUUAUAAAAAACUUAUUGCACAUAAAUUUGACAAUCAUGAGAGAGAUCUAGCUGCCCUGGACAGAAUGGCAGAGGAGAUUGACAUGAACCAUACCAUAAUGGAUGUUUAGACUUCAGUGCGAGUCUGAAAAUUAAAUAUGGUGCUAAAAUGUGUGUGCAUUUACUUUAAAUUUAUCUUUGUAAUGAGCAGUUUUUAUGUCUGGACACUUCAUUACCGAUGCUCAGCCCAGGAGCAGUUUUUUGAGUCACAUUAGACAUUCAGCCAGGUGUCCUCAGGGUUAUACACACGGGACCCUAUCAAAUAAUUUUUUUAAAUGAUAAAAUAACAAGAAAGUAUAACACACCUGCAGGUUUUUAAUUCAGUACAUAUUGAAUUCAACACACAUUUAGAGGUCAUACUGAAUUGCAAACAAUAUCAUUUGAUAUUUCAGAUUAAGAUUCAUUGUACACCAACACAUUUUUUCCAAAGGAGAUCUAGUGCAAUGUAUUGGAAAUACAUAUUUUAGAUGUUUAUUCUAUAUUAUUUAUUUAUAAACUAACAGGAAUAUCA